Messenger RNA from Aphanomyces invadans, 1383 nucleotides. RefSeq lists its product as hypothetical. The record is from RefSeq and is a predicted model, not a curated record. The transcript is spliced from 2 exons. NCBI's taxonomy places the organism in Eukaryota, Oomycota, Saprolegniomycetes, Saprolegniales, Verrucalvaceae. The coding region runs from base 85 to 1092 and encodes 335 amino acids.
CAACACUUCCGCUGCAUGUCCAGUUGCCGACCGGCUCGCCACUGCAGAACUCGUGAUUGAUCUCCCGCGACCAAGGACGCUCGCAUGGUGCAAGUACUUCAGCGCAGCACGUCCUUGAUGAAGAUGCUGAGGGGAGGAAAUUAUCCGCGCGACCGUCAGCCCCUCACGCCAGGCACACCGCAGCAGCAACUACCUGCUCUUGGCAACAAGGUAGUUCGAACGCCGAUACUUGUGGAAGAAAAGCACGUCCACCCGACGACACCACGCCCAGAACCGUCGUCUGGUUCGAACAAACUGACGCGAAUGUGGCAGAACAUUCGACGUCGGGGACGAGACGAGUCUGCUCCCCGACACGGGUCUGCGUCGUUUGUGCUGCAUGGCGAAGACGCCAUGGCUGUUGGUCCACUGUAUCACAUUGUUGCGGAUGGCAUCUCCACCACGACACAUCACUCGACCUCUGCAGCUCCUUCUCUGUCCCCAAGUCCAUCGGCAGUACUCGCGCGAGCACUCGUCCACGCGGUGGAACACGUUCUCCUCCACGACCCACCCCCGUCCAGCCUUGCCGACUUCGAACACAUGGUCAUCCGUGGCAUCCUGACCGCUCAAGCGCUCUGCCAACACGUGUCGUCGACGAUGGGCUCCACCCUCGUCGUCGCCCUCGUCCAUGCCAAGCAUCUCUUCACAUUCAGCAUUGGCGAUUCCAAGUGCCUUGUUUUGAGGAAGGGACGUAUUGUGUACGAGACGCUCGCUGUCAUGAAGGAAUUCAACGUUCCGUGGACAGUCACCCACCACGCCCUACGACCCCACAUGUACGUGGUCCAGCGCAUUCCACUCAAGAAGCUUGACAUCGUGCUGUCGUUUUCCGAUGGAUUUGGCGAUAACGUUUACAAGGACGACCUCGUGAAUCUCUUGCACGUCACCGCGACCCCUUCCGACAAGUGCCAUCGGCUGCUUCAACACGCCAGAGCCCUCAACGACGUAUCCAAGGAGACGGCCUUUCCAUUUAGCGCCGCCGCCGCUGCAGCAUACGUUGCGCGUGCCAAAGAAGACGAGAGCUCCGAGGUGAGAAAAUUGACUUUUUCCGAUAUCUGAAUCGGGCGGGGUGUGCAUUGCAGACGCUUCAGCGAAGAGACGACCUGUCAAAGCGAUACGAGUCCAAGUGGCCGCAGCUCUUGUCGAGGCAAGUGCUUGUCGCCAGCUCCACACUCCACGACCCGCCACACCGCGACUUUCACUACUCGAUGGCGCAGCUCUACCGCAUGGCGACGUUGAAAAAGAAGAAACCGGACGACAUUUCCAUCGCUUUGCUGGAAUAUGGGUAAAACAAUUGCAGCCUUGUGGCACCGCUUAAUUUAAAUGCAAUCCUCGUGACAAGUCAGAGAA